Molecule: messenger RNA, 1404 nt
Organism: Leptosomus discolor (cuckoo roller)
Lineage: Eukaryota; Metazoa; Chordata; Aves; Leptosomiformes; Leptosomidae
Source: RefSeq, a predicted model, not a curated record
AUGGCAAAUAACUUAAAAUCCGAGAUGUUUUUUAUUUAUCUUUUUGAAGCCAUUUGUGUUCCCCCUGGUCAUCUGGGCUACUUGAUUGAGAAUUACAUUUUCAAGGAUUUGGACACAGAAGAGCAGAAAUCAUCUAACAGUCUGAGUUGCUUUUCCACUACUGAGCAAGUAAGUUCUACUGAAGAGGAGGAGUCCCCAAAUAUAAGAAAGAAGACUAAAAUAGACACAAAACCACGAAACAGUUUAACAGCCAAAGAAUCGAUUUCUACAGACAGUUUGAAUUCACAUUCACGCAAAAGUACACCAGAUACUGCAGCAUAUACGGAUGACAGUAGAACGGCAGACACAGAGAGUGAGCCAGAAGAAGGUGAAAUUACAGAUUCUGAGCGUGAAGCCUACAGCAGUGCGGAUGAAGUAACAAGUGAAGAAACUGCUGAUUCAGAAGACUCAGAAAAUGAAGAUGAAGAAAAGAUCUGGCCUCCUUGUAUCAGAGUAAUUGUAAUAAGGUCACCAGUUCUACAGACUGGAUCACUUUAUAUUAUCACAGCUGUGAAACCUGCAACAAUUGGAAGAGAAAAAGAUGCUGGACACACACUUCAGAUUCCUGAAGUUGGAGUCAGUAAGUUCCAUGCAGAAGUAUAUUUUGACCACGAUUUGCAAAAUUAUGUUCUUGUGGAUCAAGGCAGUCAGAAUGGAACAGUUGUUAACGGAAAUCAGAUUCUCCAGCCUAAAACAAAAUGCGAUCCUUACGUCUUGGAGCAUGGAGAUGAAGUGAAGAUUGGUGAAACUGUGCUUUCUUUUCAUAUACAUCCUGGCAGUGAUACUUGUGAUGGAUGUGAACCAGGACAAGUCAGAGCACAUCUUCGCCUGGAUAGGAAAAAGGAAUCUUCUGUUUGCCCAGCACUUAGCAAAGAAGAGAGAGAGUUAGUCAGAAGAAAAGCAUUGAAACAAAUACGGGUAAAAUAUGGUUUACAGAACACAGAGUAUGAAGACAACAAAGCAGUGAAGAAUCCAAAGUACAAAGAUAGAGCAGGAAAACGCAGAGAGACCAUUGGAAGUGAAGGAACCUUCCAGAGAGAUGAUAGUCCAGCUUCUGUUCAUAUCGAAAUCAGCAACAGCAACAAAGGACAUAAAAUGUUAGAGAAGAUGGGAUGGAAGAAGGGGGAAGGCCUGGGCAAGGAUGGUGGUGGCAUGAAGGAUCCGAUCCACCUUCAGUUACAUAAGACACAUGCAGGUUUGGGUACCAGUAGACCAGCCUCAAUUGAAGAUGUUCAGAUCAUCCAGAGCAAGAAUAAGAAGAACUGGGAUAAAGCAAGAGAAAGGUUUGCUGAAAACUUCCAAGAACCUAAAUCACAAAGAGAUACACCCAAGAUUAUGCCUUGGGUUAGAGGGACUGCAGAGUAA